AUGCAUGUUUUGACCAAGGAGUUGUCAUGGAGUGCUUGCCAUGCAGUAACAAAACACUCCCACACCCUUGUUUGCGACGUCGAGGUGCCACAUAACUGUCAAUGCAAGUCUGUGCAAGAUGCAUGCUUGGAGCAAGGAUUUGUCAUAGAAUGCUUGUCAUGCAGUGACAGAACCCUCCCACACCCUUGUUUGGGACAUCGAGAUGCUCUACAGGCAAUGUUUCGUCUUGCCAUAUCCCACAUACUCUAG
Messenger RNA from Sphenostylis stenocarpa, 249 nucleotides. Lineage: Eukaryota; Viridiplantae; Streptophyta; Magnoliopsida; Fabales; Fabaceae. The record is from the annotation of a GenBank genome assembly.